AUGACAGAUGCAAAUUUAUUUAAUUACUCUUUCAAUUCAAUUAAUAAUUCCACAGCAGCAAUAACUGCAAACAUUGAUGAUAAUUCAUGUUUCCAAUAUCUUUCUCCAUUCUAUGCAGAUAACCCACCAGUGGAAACAACAACUAACAACAAUAAUAAUAAUAACCUGGUGGGUCAGCAUGAUCCAUAUUUCGUUGAUGACAAUCAAAGCAUAUUCACUGAUACAACAAUAGAUAAUAAUAACAUUGAUAAUUUACAAAGGAAUGGUUUAUAUUCAAGACCUGUACUGAUACAUGAUAAGAACAAUAAUUCCACAGAUACUUUAAUAUUACAAAAUCCUCAUCCUCCUCCUCCGCCGUCGUUGCCCCUAGAUAAUGAUGAUAUCCAUAGUUUUAAUAAUGAUGAUAAUGAUAAUGAUAAUGUAACGAUACCGACAUCAACAACGUCUCAUUCAGACUUAAACUCAAACUCAACUUCUAAUACGAAAUCUAUUAAUAUAACGAAUUCAAUAUCCAUUAAUGAUCAUAAUCGUUUACAUCAUCCAUUCACCACCAAUCAUGAUCAAAUUCAAAAUCAUGAUCGAAAUACAAUCAAGACAUCUACUUUAAAUAACAUGGACUAUCAAUCAUUUCUAGAAUCAUACUGCUUUUACAACCCAUCAAGCAUGCUAGGUCAAAGGCAAGUGGACACCGGUGGGAACAAUAAUAACAGUUCCCCUAACAACAAAAACGUUAAUGAUGAGGAAAUAAAUAUUCAUGUGGAAACUACACCUACAUCAAGUACAGGUAAUGGAAGCACAUUAUCACCGAAUGAAUUCUUGGGAGAUUCAUUAUUAAGCUCAACGCCACCGAUACUUCACAGGGACAUGAUCGAUGGCAGAUUUAGCCACCAUCCUCUCUUUUUUUAUUUCUUAAAACUGUAUAUAAAAUACAUGGUUAAACCCUAUAUAUUUCUGUUUCUGCAUAAAUUUUUUUUUUUCCAAUUUCAAUUCUAG
Messenger RNA from Naumovozyma castellii, 993 nucleotides. RefSeq lists its product as uncharacterized. Lineage: Eukaryota; Fungi; Ascomycota; Saccharomycetes; Saccharomycetales; Saccharomycetaceae. The record is from RefSeq and is a predicted model, not a curated record. The transcript has a single exon. The coding region runs from base 1 to 993 and encodes 330 amino acids.